Cyclopterus lumpus (lumpfish) is the source of this 2529-nucleotide messenger RNA. It is a transcript of the gene hhat, whose product is annotated as hedgehog acyltransferase. The record is from RefSeq and is a predicted model, not a curated record. Gene Ontology annotation, molecular function: palmitoyltransferase activity. NCBI's taxonomy places the organism in Eukaryota, Metazoa, Chordata, Actinopteri, Perciformes, Cyclopteridae. The transcript has 12 exons. Gene Ontology annotation, cellular component: endoplasmic reticulum. Bases 245 to 1744 code for a protein of 499 amino acids. Gene Ontology annotation, biological process: protein palmitoylation.
GUGCGCGAGGCGUUCCUCCACGAGGAGCCACUCCCGCCCAGGUGGGGGCAGCCAUGCUCUAAAAAGGUUGUUUGCCAGUUUUCACGUAUGAAACCAGAAGAAGAUUUCAAUACCUUUGAACGUUGGAUGCUGGUCCACUAACUUCCACGAUCUUCUGGUCCGUGCCGGUCUCCUGUCGUACCGCCUCGCCGUGGACGCGGCGUGGACUCGCCCGGUGCUCUUCGGUGCCCAGUGAUCUCGCCUGAUGACGUCCAAACCAAAGGCCCAGUUGGCACCCCUGCCAUGGAUGGAGAUCCUCACAUAUUGGGUGCUGUCCUUCGGCUCUCAUCUGUACUCUUUCUACCAACUGCACAUAUUCUCCAAAGAGCAUGAAGCGGGAUUAGAGAGAGAAUUGGAAAAAGGCCUCGUAAAGGGUUUUAAAAGGGACCCAACAGACUUUGAGUGGACGUUCUGGACGCAAUGGGCUAAGAAGUCUUUGCUGUGGACUCUUGUUGGUCACGGCGUGAUAUCAAGAUUGACCAGCAUCUUUUACCCCAAGUUCAGGGUGCCAGCACUCACUAUAUACGGCUUCUUAGCAGCCAGCAGUGUGCUGGGCAUUAAAGGUGUGGGUGUGCUGCUGGUCCACCUGGGCUUGUCCUUCUCAGUGGCCCAACUGCGAAAGCCAGCUUUGUCAUGGGCCAUCAACCUGCUGCUGCUCUCCACGCUUCACAUCCAACCGCUUCAAGAGAUCCAGAGGGACUGGUAUAAAACCGAGGAGGAGUACUAUCUGCUCCUCUUCAGUGUUGCCGUCUGUGGUCUACGCUUCAUCAGCUUCAGCCUGGAGCAUUGCUGGGCCCCUGCAGAGCGUGGUGGAGUUGUGCAGCUCUGCUGGUUAUUUUCAUACACCUUCUAUCAUCCUUUUUUCUACAAUGGACCCAUUAUUACGUACCAAGAUUACAUUGAGCAGAUGCGGAGGUCUUCUGAGGAGCGUGACGGAGACAAAUCUGUUUUUAGUUACUUGGUGCUCAGAGUGGGACGGAUUAUUCUGUGGUGGUGCAUCGCAGAAUACCUGAUCCAUGUCAUGUACAUGCACUCCAUCCAGUCUAAUGAGACCUACUUAGAAAUCCUUCCUCCCUGGGCCCUGGGAGGUCUGGCCCUGGCACUCGUGCAGUUCUUCUUUGUGAAGUAUCUGGUGCUGUUUGGCCUUCCAUCCAUGCUGGCUACUUUGGAUAAACUAGUUCCCCCGAAGCUCCCUCGUUGUGUGAGCAUCAUGUACAGUUUCACGGGGAUGUGGAGGCACUUUGACGAGGGCCUGUAUCGAUGGCUCAUCAGAUACAUCUACGUGCCGCUGGGGGGUUCACGGCACGGCCAUCUUUCCAAGAUGUUAUCAACUGGCCUUGCGUUCGGCUUCGUCUGCCUGUGGCACGGUGGCCACGACUACUUGCAGUACUGGGCCCUGAUGAACUGGGCCGGAGUUCUGGUGGAAAAUGGACUGAAGCCUCUGUUCGCCUCGUCGUUUAUUCGCUCCAUUGUUGAGCAGAAUUUCUCCGCGCCGAUGGAGAGGCGCUGCAUCGCCCUCCUCUCUGCCUUCUCCACUGCCAUGCUCAUCCUCUCUAAUCUGGUGUUUCUUGGGGGGAUACAUGUUGGCAGAAUCUUCUGGAAGCGUGUCUUCAUUCAAGGCUGGUCUACCACGGCUCCGCCCAUGCUGGCGUUCCUCUACUGCUUUGCUCAGGUUGGACUCGAGUAUACUUCUCGCCCACCGUGAGUCACCUUGACUUUCCAUCGCAGCGAGAAUCCCCUGCAACCAGACCACCAGAAGAACCUGCUGAGUCCGGUUCUUUGUCGUCGCCAGCCGGGGAGGGCCAAAGAACCCGUCCAAGCCUGGCUUUAGUGCAGCUGAGCUGACACUUCUUUCCACCACCUGCAGGACCAGGCAAAAAAAAAACAAAAAAAAAAACCUUCAUGUAAGCCAAGACUUAAAGGAUCAGCGCUGCUUCUCUUGGAGAGUUUCUCGUGCACACACACUGUAGUAGAAUGAAAUUCAGGGCAGCCUCCCAGAUUAGUCGAGGCAUGCUUUUCUACCCAAUGAGCUACACAGAAUCUCAUAUUCUAAGAAAGGUAAUUACGGCCCUGGAUCCGUCUUCGUUAUAUAGCUCUUGUGAGAUAUUGCUCAGUGGUGCGGUAAGCCGGGGAAAUGCUAAUUUCAUAUUUACUAUCCUCCUUUAGCUCGCCACGAAAGCGUGUGUGUUCAGAGGCAGAUAAAAGGACCAGUGGACUAGCGGGAACCUGAUCAGUCAUUAUUUUUCCCUCACAGAUCACACUGAUGUUAGAUAUAUUAAUUAAAAGCUUAAGAGGGACAACACACUAACUUUUCUUUCAGCACAUUAAUUAUAAUGGAUGACAUUUAUCCACUAGAAAGCAGAUGAAUGCCAUUUUCUGAUAAUGGAUGAGAGAAAAAAACAACAUUUGUUCUAAUGGAUUGUUAUACAAUGCCUCAUCAACUGUACACUACCUCAGUAUAGGUUUGGAUUAAAACCUUGUAUUUCCUGA